AUGGACAGUGCUUUUGUUUUCCACGUAUUACUUGCUUUGGCGUCCUAUCUAUUUGCUUCCAUCGACGCAUUUAAUGAUAAUUACGAAGUCCACAUCAACAUGAAGCAAUGUAUCCACAAAACUAACCAGAAAUUUCUUUCAAUCGCCCUGGAUUCGAGUCUGAUCAGAUUUCAUUGGAACCAUUUUAACUUCAGUUCAGAAAAGCUACAAAACCUUGCGAAAGGUCUGGCGCCAGCUUACCUACGAAUUGGCGGAACAGACGAAGACUUCUUGUUGUUUAAUCCGGAUGAAACGUAUCGUAAGAAUCCGUCGCACGAUAAACGCACGGACUUGCAAAAAAUGUCACGUGAUCAUCCUUUUACUAACUUCACAAUGACAACAAAGGACGUAGACAACCUUUUCACAUUUGCCAAAGAAAGUGGAUUGCGUAUAAUCUUUGGACUGAAUGUUCUCUUGCGAGAUUCCAAAACGUACCACUGGAACUCUGCCAAUGCAGAAGAAUUUAUGAAGUAUAUCACUGGCCGUGGCUUUACCUGUGAUUGGGAGCUUGGAAACGAGCCUACUCAAUUAUACAGCCUGAUAAACAGAACAAUAACCGGUAAAGAAUUGGCUUUUGAUUUUACAAUUCUUCGAAAACUUUUGAACGCGCAUCCUGAAUAUGGUCAAAUGCUUCUCGGUCCGGAUAUGACGUCACCAUGGAGCCCACAACGUAGGAAGAAGUAUUUGAAAGAAUUUCUAAACAACAUAGACGGAAAUAUAGAUGCCAUGACAUAUCAUCAAUAUUACACCAAUAACCAAGCAAAGGUAUCCGAGUUUUACGAUCCAGAUCUUUUAGACGACCUCAUUACAGACAUACAACAAGUACAAAGCAUUAUGAGAGAGUCUGGUGCGAGCUCCAUUGAUCCUUGGCUAGGAGAAACCUCUAGUGCAUAUGGAAGUGGAGUACCUGGUGUCUCUGAUAGUUUUAUCGCUGGAUUCACGUGGCUUGAUAAACUUAGUGUUGCUGCAAGACUCGAACAGAAUGUCGUUAUAAGGCAGACAUUGUAUGGAGGAUCUUAUUCGUUGAUAAAAAUGAAAACUUUGGACCCCUUCCCAGAUUACUGGUCAGCGUUCUUGUACAAGAAAUUUGUCGGAUCUCGUGUGCUCGAAGUGCUGAUGGUAUAUCGCUGGGUCGUACUAUCCGUGUCUAUGCUCAUUGUACAUCAGAGAAGUCGGGUUACGACGCUGGGAGUUUAG
Paramuricea clavata is the source of this 1236-nucleotide messenger RNA. NCBI's taxonomy places the organism in Eukaryota, Metazoa, Cnidaria, Anthozoa, Malacalcyonacea, Plexauridae. The record is from the annotation of a GenBank genome assembly.